CACCUUGCUCUCAGCCAAGCCAGGCCAGCUCAGAGGCAGGCAUGGGAGCCCCAUCUGUCAGAGUGGGGCCUGCCGGCUGCCUGCCAGGCAGGCUGAGUGUGGGAGCUCUGUGUGACCCCGGUGCUGGUCUGGGUGUAUGGAUGUGGAGGGGAGGUGAGCUGAUGAACAGGAAGUACAUGCAGUGCGGGCGGCCCAUGUGGUCAGGGCAACUCUGAUGCUGGUGUCUGCUGGGGCGUCUGGGACCGCUGAGGUUUGCCGAGCUGGGCUGGGCUCUGGCCCCACUCGCCAUCAUCUGACCUCGGGUCAAGCCUUUUCUCACAGUUCCUGCUGAGGAAGGUGAGCUGGCCACACUGUAGAAAGGCUGGACACUGACCUAUGCAGAGUUGCAAAGGGAAUGGACAGACAGGGCUGACCUGGGACUCUCCCCCUAUCAGCCCAGGAUCCAGGCCCCUGGGUAGGCCCACCUCAGCCUGGGCACCAAGAGACCCUGUCUUCUCUCUCAUCAGGAGUCCAGGUGGGGCAACCGAGUCACAGAUUAGCAAGGAGCUUGUCUCAGGGGUGGAAGCCACUGCCUCCCAGCUGCCAGCUCUUCACUGCUUUUCAUUCCAGGGGAACAGCACUGUGGGGCAAGCCUGCAUCUGAAAGUGCUCUGUUCCUCAUUAGCCGGGAGAAAGCAGAGUUUUCUGGAUCCAUAGAGGACGGGGCCCAGGGCACUAGUGGCUCUCCUAUGUCCGAGAUUCUUAGAGGAAACGUCUUCGGUAGGACCCGGACUGAAUGAAUGCCCUGCCCUGUCCCACAACCAGUUUCAUCAGGAAGAGCAGUGGCAGGAAUUUUCACUGUGUGUUGUUCAAAAUUCAGUUCUGCUUUGCCAAGGCAUGGAGGCAGAAGACAUUGCAAAGGCUGGAGACAGAGCACCGGAUCCAGGCUCCAGCAAUGAUGGCCGGCCUGAGAGUGUGCAGGCUCAUUUCCCACAUGGAGGGCAGUCCCCCGGCCCCGAUGCUCUCUGGGAGGUGCUAGAAGGGAAGUUUCUGGAACACAAGCAAGAGGUUUUCAGGACCCCAGAUGAAUGCCGGAAGAGCCUGCUGAGCCUUCUCCCCCUGUUCCUAAAGGCUUGGGAACAUUCUGUGGGGAUCAUCUGCUUUCCCAGUAUCCAAAUGUUGGCAGAGGACGUGUCCCACCAGCUUGCCCAAGACAUACAGAAGGCCCUUGCUGGGAAGCCUGCAGAGCAAGCGCGAGCAGUUGCUGGGCAGCUGCUACAAUGGAAGGGGGAUGUGGAUCAGGGUGGCUACCUGCUCCUGAAGUCGGCAUAUGUGCUCACAGGGACAGACUCGGAGACGCUGGGCCGAGUUGCCGAAUCUGGGCUCCCAGCCCUGCUUCUACAGUGCCUUUACCUCUUCUUUGUCUUUCCUUCGGAAAAGGAUGAGAUUCUGGAGAGCAACCUUCAGGUUCAGAGGAUGUUUGUGCAGAUGUUGCUCAACAUUUGCAGUGAGUCUCAGGGUCUAGAAGGACUUGUCUCAGGAACUGAGCUCCAGUCUCUAUUGAUUGCCACGACCUGUCUUCGGGAGCACAGCUGCUGCUUCUGGAAAGAGCCCACCUUCUGCGUGCUGAGAGCAAUCUCCAAGACACAGAACCUCAGUAUCAUCCAGUACCUGCAGGCCAUGGAUUGUGUUAAGAUUUCCCUCCAGAACCUCUCCAAGCUUGCAGACACGUUCCCGGCUCCAGACGUGAGCGAGGCUGUGGGGCUCAUCUUGGGCUUCGUGAAGGAUUCCUACCCCAUCUCUUCAGCUUUGCUCCUGGAGUUCGAGAAUGGGGAGGGCUACCCUCUGCUGCUCAAAGUGUUGCUUCGGUACGAUGGGCUGUCCCAGAGUGAGGUGGACCCCCACCUGGAGGAGCUCUUCAGGCUGGUGAUGUGGCUGACCACCUGUGGAAGGUCGGAGCUGAAGGUCUUUGACAGCAUCACUUACCCACAACGUGAAGGCUUCAAGUUCCAUCACGAGGCUUCUGGGGCAACUGUUAAGAAUCUUCAGGCCUUCCAAGUCCUACAGAAUGUCUUCCUCAAAGCCAAUGACCUUCACCUCUGCUCACAAGUCUUGUCGGUCAUCAGAACGCUGUGGAACUGGAACGCACGAAACUUUUUCCUGCUGGAGUGGACCCUGCAGCCUAUCUCACAGUUUGUAGAGCUCUUGCACCUGAAACCGGCCCCAGUGCAGAUGCAGUUCUUCCAGCUGCUGGAGGCUCUGGUGUUUGAGCUGUACUACGUGCCACAUGAAAUCCUGCGGAAGGUUCAGCGCCUGAUCAAGGAGAGCCCUGAGUCACCCUGUACCCUUGUGGCCCUGCAGAGCAUCCACAAAAUCACAGGCGGGGACCCAUUAUUCACUGACAUCUUCCGGGACUCAGGGCUCCUGGGCCUGCUGCUGGCCCAGCUGCGGAAGCGAGCCAAGAUCAUGAGGAAGUCAGGAAACACAGAGUUCAUCCCCGGCGUACAGGAUCCAGAAAGAGAGCUCACCUGCUUGAUGCUGAGGACUGUGGCUAUGCUUCUUGAAGGCUCAGUUCGGAAUGCAGCUGUUCUGAAAGACCACGGCAUGGUGCCCUUUAUCAAGAUCUUUCUGGACGACCAGUGCUACCGCGGGGCCUCGCUCAGCAUCCUGGAGCAGCUCUCCGUCAUCAACGCAGAGGAGUACAUGAGCACCGUCGUGGGCGCCUUGUGCUCGUCCACACAAGGGGAGAUGCAGCUGAAACUGGAUCUUCUCAAGUCUCUAAUUCGGAUCCUGGAAACUCCCAAGGGUCAUGCUGCUUUCAGAGUCUCCAGCGGAUUUAAUGGGCUGCUGUCUUUGCUGUCUGACCUGGAGGGGUCUCUCCAAGAACCCCCACUGCAGAUGUGGAGGCUGGUCUCCCCUAGCGAGACCCUGGACCUGGUCUUCCACACCCUCUGUGCCAUGUCUGCAGCACUGCACCUAGACCCUGUCAACAGUGACUUCUUCCAGAGGAACGGGCUGUUUGAGAAGCUGGCUGAGGAUAUCUGCCUGCUGGGCUGUUUUGGAGUCCUGGAGGAAGAGGGAGCCCUGCUGCCAUCCUGGGUAGACACAAAGCCCAGGCCCUUUGCUGAUUUGCAGAGCGCUGCCUUUUCUUCCACCAGCCCAUUGCCAUCCAGGAUACGGACUUGCCUCCAGAUCCUCAGCUUUCUGGACAGCAUGGCCAGCAGCACCCUCCAUCUGUGGUGUGACCUGAGCGAGUCCCCGAGGGCCGGGCUGGAGCCCGUUAUGGAUGCCCAAAAAAGAGAAGCUGGCAGUAGCCCCAAAAGCAGCUUCCAGCGGUGGGCAGACCUGGAGGAAAGGACGGAAGACGGUGAUGCUGCAAUCUUGCACCCCGGGAUGGUGUGUAUCAUGGUGAGGCUGCUGCCCCGGGUGUACCAUGAAGAUCACCCCCAGCUUUCCAUGGAGAUCCAGCACUCCCUGGCUGGCCACCUGCAGGCCCUGGUGAAGUCAGAGAAGAACCGCCAGGUCAUGUGUGAGGCAGGCAUGCUUAGCACCCUCAUGACCGCCUGCCACAAGGCCCUGGUCACCAGCAGCCACCCCCUGCACCUCAGCCUCAUCAGAAUUUUUGAGAAGCUUGCCUCCCAAGCCAUCACACCUGACGUGCUAAGACAGUUUCUAAGCCUUGGAAUCCCCCCACCUGUGCCAGCUGCUAUGAAAAUUCUCAGUUCAUCGGGUGUGCAUGGAGGUGGCCCUGGAUACUCAGGGUCUGCGGCAGCUGCGCUCGGCACUGUGGAGGGCCCCACAGACGCUGGCCCUGCGGUCUCGCAGGCCCUCAAGCCCUCGGCAGCCACCCUCCAGGCAGUGCUGAGCCUCAUCUCCAUGACCUCCCCCCGCAACCUGCAGCCUCAGAGGGCAGCCCUGGCUCCGUCGUUUGUGGAAUUCGACAUGUCCAUGGAAGGCUAUGGCUGCCUAUUCAUUCCUACCCUUUCUACGGUUAUGGGCACCAGCACCGAGUACUCAGUCUCCGGAGGGAUUGGGACAGGUGCUGCCAGACCCUUCCCUCCCCCCGGGGGCCUGACCUUCUCUUGCUGGUUCCUGAUCUGCCGGCAUGGUGUGGCCCCUGGCGGCCACCCGCUUCGCUUCCUCACGCUGGUACGCCACCUUGCCAGGACCGAGCAGCCCUUCAUCUGCCUCUCCAUCAGCCUCUGCCCUGAUGACUUCUCCUUGGUGGUGUCCACGGAAGAGAAGGAGUUCCAGCCCCUUGAUGCCAUGGAGCCCGAGGAUGUUGCUGAGCCUUCAGCGGGACGCCAGCUCCAGAUCAGGUGUGGGCAGCUGCUGGCUUGUGGUCAGUGGCAUCACCUGGCUGUGGUGGUCACCAAGGAGAUGAAAAGAAAUUGCACUGUUUCCACCUAUCUGGAUGGACAGAUCAUUGGCUCAGCCAAGAUGUUGUACAUUCAGGCCCUACCAGGACCUUUCCUUUCAAUGGAUCCAUCUUCAUUUGUGGAUGUGUAUGGAUAUAUUGCUACCCCUAGAGUUUGGAAGCAAAAAUCGUCAUUGAUUUGGCGUCUUGGCCCUGCAUACCUUUUUGAAGAAGCUAUCUCAGUAGAAACUCUGGAAGUUAUUAACAAACUUGGCCCAAGAUACUGUGGCAGUUUCCAAGCUGUCUAUGCCCAAGGAGAGGACUCUGAUGAUGAAGCUCUGGCCCUGGUCGCAGAGGAGAGGGUUUCCUUUGGACUUCACGUAGCCAGCUCAUCCAUCACCAGCGUGGCAGACAUAAGACACACUUACAACGAGGUGGACAGCCGCCUGAUAGCCAAGGAGAUGAACAUUUCAUCCCGUGACAAUGCCACGCCCGUGUUCUUGCUAAGAAACUGUGCUGGCCACCUCUCAGGCUCUCUUCGAACCAUAGGAGCGGUUGCUGUGGGCCAGUUAGGAGUGAGGGUGUUUCACUCCAGCCCUGCGGCCAGCAGCCUGGACUUCAUUGGAGGGCCCGCCAUCCUCCUGGGCCUUAUGUCCCUGGCGAAUGAUGACCACAACAUGUAUGCAGCUGUGAAAGUCUUGCACUUGGUCCUGACCAACAAUGCCAUGUGUGACCGCCUGAUGCGGCACAUCUCUGGGUACCAGAUAAUGACAUUUCUGUUGAGAAAAAAGACCUCACUCCUAAACCACAGAAUUUUUCAGCUAAUCCUCUCAAUUGCUGGUACUGCUGAGCUGGGCUUCAGAUCAUCUACUAUUGCCAACGUUGGAAUCUUCGAGCAUGUCCUCUGUGAUUUUGAGCUCUGGAUGAAUACUGCAGACAAUCUGGACCUCACCCUCUUUUCCCAUCUGGUUGAAAUCUUUCAGUCACCCAGGGAAGGACCCAAGAAUGCUGAAGUUGCCCACCAAGCACAGCUCAUACCCAAGCUCGUCUUCCUGUUCAAUGAGCCAAGUCUCACCCCGUCCAAGAUCCCCACCGUCAUUGCUAUCCUGGGCCACCAGCUGAGGGGCCACUUCAGCCUCCAGGACCUGCUCAGGGUGGCGCUGUUUAUCGUGUAUACUCUCAAGCCUUCAUCAGUGAGCGAGAGGCACAUCUGUGUAGAUGAAGUCCUGGACCUCUGCACACCUGCUGGAAGCCAAACAUCUGGAAAGACAAUCCGGCUCAGAAACCAGUUGCUGGAGAUGCUGCUCGGUGUGCUGUCUUCUCACCACCUUCAUCUGUCCUCCGAGAAAAAGGAAGAAACUUUUCUGAGCCUGGGGCCAGACUGGUUCCUGCUUCUUGUGCAAGGUCACCUGCACCCCAGCACCACCGUGCUGGGGCUCAAGCUGCUGCUGCACUUCCUGUCAAACCCCACGCUCCGGGGGCGAUUUAGAGAGGGCAUGCCCGCUGGAUCCUGGGUGGAAAACAGCACCGUGGCUGUGGAUAUCAUCAUGAACAACUUGAAGAGUCCCCCUGCCACACCUGAGCAGAGCCCCUGCCUGCUUCCUGGGUUCCGUGUGUUGAAUGACUUCCUGGCCCACCAUGUUCAUAUUGCUGAAGUCUACCUCAUCGUGUCUGCCUUCUUCCUGCAGACCCCACUCACAGAGCUGACCGACCAGCCCAAAGACAGCCUCGAGGCCAUGACUCAGUGGCUACUGCAGAAGCACUACAGGGAAGAGGUCCUCCGGGCUGGCCUGUGCUUGGAAGGUGCCCUACUGCUUCUGGAAAUGCUGAAAGCCACCAUGAACCAGCCCUUGGCAGGUUCUGCAGGUGGCACCUGGGAACAGACCUUCCCGGCCAGCAUGGUGCAGUUCCUGGGCCUCGUCCACCGUGCCUACUCCCAGGACCCCAUGUGGCAUGCCCCGGAGUUUCUCCAGACCUUGGCUGCAAUCACCUUCCCUUUGAGAAUCCAGAAGGGGGCCGUGGCUGAGUCUACCUGGAAUGUUAGCAGUCCUGGGGCUGCGGCCGAAGGUCGCAGUGAUGCAGAAGAUCUCCAGGCUCCUGCCCGGAAGCAGCUGAGGGAGUUCACACAGCUCCUCCUGAGGGGCCUUCUGAAAGCGGCUUCCUCGCCCAAGCAGUGGGUGCCACUGGAGGUGCUCCUGGAGGCCUCUCCUGACCAGGCCACCAGCCAACAGAAGCAAGACUUCCAGUCUGAGGUCCUGCUCUCUACCAUGGAGAUAUUUCGCAUUAUGAAUGAAGGCAAUGCACCGGUACCGGGAGGCGAUAAGGAGCCUCAACCAAAUGCAGAAGCUGCUGCUGCUCCAUCCCUCGCCAACAUCUCCUACUUCACCCAGAAGCUGGUGGAGAAGCUGCACAGUGGGAUGUUCACAGCCAACCCCAGACAUAUCCUUCUCUUCAUCACAGAGCACAUCAUGGUGGUCAUUGAGAGUGCCUCUUCUCAAAGGGAAGCUGUCCUCAGCGCUCUGUAUAGCAGUUUGAAUAAAGUCAUUCUGUAUUGCCUUUCCAAGGCUCAGCAGUCCCUCUCCGAAGGCCUCAGCCUUCUCAGCGUCCUGGGCUUUCUGCAGGAGCACUGGGACAUUGUCUUCGCCACCUACAACUCCAACGUCGGUUUCCUCCUGUGUCUCAUGCACUGCUUUUUGCAGCUCAACUCGAGAAGCUACCCAGAAGGAUUUGGAUUGGAACCCAAACCUAGAAUGACUCCUUAUCAUCAAGUCUUUCUUUCCCCAAAUGAUGAAGUGAGAGGAAAAAGAGGGGAAGACUUCCUAAGUUUGAGUGAUGUCCAGCACAACAUCCAGAGGAUGGUGAGGACUCUCUGGCAGCAGCUGGUGGCACAGAGGCGUCAGGCACUGGAGGAUGCCUUCAAGAUUGAUCUGUCUGUGAAACCUGGAGAAAGUGAAGUGAAGAUUGAAGAGGUCACUCCGCUCUGGGAGGAGACCAUGCUCAAGGCCUGGCAGCAUUACUUAGUAUCUGAGAAGAAGACGCUGGCCAGUCGUUCAAAUGUCACUCACCACAGCAAAGUCACUUCAUGGAGUGGGAGCCUGUCGUCAGCCAUGAGACUGAUACCCAGCCGGCUAGCCAAGGACCCUGAGUGCAAGGCAGAGGGUUUUGUGUCAUGUAUAGAGAGCUAUAGAAGGAAAGGACAGGAGCUAUAUGCAUCUUUAUACAAAGAUCAUGUGCAGAGACGGAGAUGUGGCCGCACCAAGGCAGCCAAUGCCUGGGCCAGGACCAAGGAGCAGCUCUUCGGGGAGCUGGGCUUGUGGGGCCAGACGGUGGGAGCCAUGCCCUGCUCGCAGUGGGAGCUGGACUGGCGAGAAGGACCCGCUCGCAUGAGGAGAAGACUCGGACGGCGGUCCCCACUGCAGGCCCAGAGCCAGGCAGCGCACAAGGAAAGCCAAGAAAGAAAUGAUAUUUCUCAAACAAAUGCUGGAAACAAAGAUGAACUGACACCAAAGGAAGUCGAGAUUGAGAGAGAGGAAGUGGCGGUAGACUGCACUCGGCUGACGUUCUUCCCUGCCUUACAUGAAAGUCUGCACUCGGAAGACUUCUUAGAACUGUGUAGGGAAAGACAAGUUAUUUUACAGGAGCUUCAUGAUCAAGAAAAGGUGUCACUGAAGUACUCCCUGGUGAUCGUGCAAGGGCACUUGGUCUCGGAAGGGGUCCUUCUCUUUGGCCACCAGCACUUCUACAUCUGCGAGAAUUUCACGCUGUCUCCUGUGGGUGACGUCUUCUGCACCCGCCACUGCUUGUCCAACAUCAGCGAUCCGUUCAUUUUCAACAUGUGCAGCAAGGACAGGUCCUGUGACCAUUAUGCGUGCCAGUGCCACAGCUACUCGGACAUCAGGGAGAUUCGCCGGACACGCUUCCUUCUGCAGGACAUCUCCCUGGAAAUCGUUUUCCAAAACGGAUAUUCCAAGUUUCUUGUCUUCCACAACAAUGACCGGAGUAAGGCCUUCAAAAGCUUCUGCUCUUUCCAGCCCGGCUUGAAGGGGAAAGGCGUCCCAGAGGAUUCCCUCAACCUAAGGAAACACCCCGGCUUGGACAGAACCAUGCUGCAGAGGUGGCAGAAGAAGGAAAUCAGCAAUUUUGAGUAUCUCAUGUACCUCAACACUCUGGCUGGGAGGACCUACAAUGACUACAUGCAGUAUCCAGUGUUUCCCUGGGUUCUCGCUGACUACACCUCAGAGACUUUGAACUUAACAAACCCCAAGACUUUCCGGGAUCUUUCGAAGCCCAUGGGGGCUCAGACCAAGGAAAGAAAGCUGAAAUUCGUCCAGAGGUUUAAAGAAGUUGAGAAGACUGAAGGAGACCUGAUUGUCCAGUGCCACUACUAUACUCACUACUCCUCUGCUAUCAUUGUCGCCUCCUACCUGGUCCGGUUGCCACCCUUCACCCAGGCCUUCUGCUCUCUGCAGCUGCCAUCAAGUCAGCUUCAACUCCUGAUGACCCAGGGUGGAAGCUUUGAUGUGGCGGAUAGAAUGUUCCACAGUAUGAAAAACGCAUGGGAGUCUGCCUCCAGGGAGAACAUGAGCGACGUCAGGGAACUGACCCCGGAGUUCUUCUACCUGCCCGAGUUCCUAACCAACUGUAAUGCAGUGGAGUUUGGCUGCAUGCAGGAUGGGACGGUGCUGGGGGACGUGCAACUCCCUCCCUGGGCUGAUGGAGACCCUCGGAAAUUCAUCAGCUUGCACAGACAGGCUCUGGAAAGUGACUUUGUCAGCGCCAACCUCCACCAGUGGAUAGACCUUAUUUUUGGAUACAAGCAGCAAGGCCCAGCUGCAGUGGAAGCUGUUAACACCUUCCACCCCUAUUUCUAUGGUGACAAGAUGGACCUCAGCAGCAUCAGAGACCCACUGAUCAAGAGCACCAUCCUGGGCUUUGUCAGCAACUUUGGACAAGUGCCCAAACAGCUCUUCACCAAGCCCCACCCGACCAGGACUGGCUCAGGAAAGCUGUCACCUGGAAGAGAUGUGAACACGCCCACAAGCCUUCCGGGCCACCCCCAGCCAUUCUUCUACAGCUUGCAGUCUCUGAGGCCCUCGCCAGUCACAGUCAAAGAUAUGUACCUCUUCUCUCUAGGCUCCGAAUCCCCCAAGGGAGCCAUCGGUCAGAUCGUCCCCACGGAGAAGGCCAUCUUGGCGGUGGAGAGGAACAAGGUGCUGUUGCCUGACUUCUACAAUAGGACCUUCAGCUGGGGCUUCGACGAUUUCAGCUGCUGCCUGGGCACAUACGGCUCUGACAAGGUCCUGAUGAAGUUUGAGAACCUGGCCACCUGGGGCCGCUGCCUGUGCGCUGUGUGCCCAUCAGCCACAAUGGUUGUCACGUCGGGAGACAGUGCUGUGGUGUGUGUAUGGCAGCUCUGCAUGGCCAGAGGCCAGGCGAGAGGCCUGCGCCUCAGACAGGCCUUGUACGGACACACGAAGGCUGUCAAGUGCCUGGCGGCAUCCAUCACCUUCAGCCUCCUGGUGAGCGGUUCCCAGGACUGCACCUGCAUCUUGUGGGAUCUGGACCACCUUACCCACGUGGCCCGCCUGCCUGCCCACCGGGAGGGCAUCUCCGCCAUCGCGAUCAGUGACGUCUCGGGCACCGUGGUCUCCUGUGCUGGCGCCCAUUUGUCCCUGUGGACUGUCAAUGGACAGCCCCUGGCCAGCAUUGCCACAGCCUGGGGCCCAGAAGGAGCUAUAACCUGCUGCUGUGUGUUGGAGGGGCCGGCAUGGGACACAAGCCAUGUCAUCAUCACGGGGAGCCACGACGGCAUGGUCCGGAUCUGGAAGACGGAGGAUGUGAAGCUGUCUGUUUCCCAGCAUGCGGUGGCAGAGGGGCCCACAGCUCAGCCUCCAAGCCCAAGAGGUCACAGGUGGGAGAAGAAUCUGGCCCUGUGCCGAGAGCUGGAUGUCAGUGUCGCUUUGACAGGGAAGCCCAGUAAGACCAGCCCUGCAGUGACAGCUUUGUCUGUGUCCAGGAACCAGUCCAAGCUCCUGGUUGGUGAUGAGAAGGGGAGGAUCUUCUGCUGGUCUGCAGAUGGGUAGGGGGAAGAGACGGCACUGGGCCCUCCUUGGGUGCUCUCUGAGGGCAGUGGCACCAGGUGAAGUGCGACAGGAUGCAGGGCCUGAGCCGGCUACAGAGGGAACCUCGGGGCCUCCCCUUCCUCCCCCAUGGCACCAGAGCCCAUUGGACUGGCUCCAUGGCCCCAGGAACUCCACCUUUGAGUCCAGAAGAAUGUGCCUCUACAAGAUGGACAAGCACGCAUUCAGGGGUCUCCCAGCAGCUCGAUGGUAGAAGCUGAAGCCACACUUCACACCAAGUUACUCAUGAGCCACCUUAUCAAAGGGUUUAUUGCACUGAAAAAAAAUUGGGUUGUUUACUGGAAACUGAUGAAAAAUAGGUAUUGUCUUUAUUUUAUUAAAGUAACUCUUUUCCAAACGUGAGAAGUCUCCUGAGUUU
This is a messenger RNA of Loxodonta africana (African savanna elephant), 10833 nucleotides long. It is a transcript of the gene WDFY4, whose product is annotated as WDFY family member 4. Gene Ontology annotation, molecular function: protein binding. Gene Ontology annotation, biological process: antigen processing and presentation. NCBI's taxonomy places the organism in Eukaryota, Metazoa, Chordata, Mammalia, Proboscidea, Elephantidae. The coding region runs from base 876 to 10418 and encodes 3180 amino acids. The record is from RefSeq and is a predicted model, not a curated record. The transcript has 64 exons.